AUGUCCGAAACCGAUACAAGCUCUUUUCAAUAUUCGAAGACGUUCCAUGCGAAAGUAGUGAAGAGGGACCGUUCUGUCGUCACGUCGAAGUGCAAACUGAGAUUUCAUGCGAUCACGUUGCCCUUGCUACCGAAGUCUCAAAUUUCCUCCAGUGGUAAAGAGGAUUCUAACGAUUGUCCUGAUGUGUUCUUCUGGCGUGCAGUUGCGACACAGCGAGCGAGUGAACUUGAUUGCAUAAGGGAAGAAAUUGAGAAGAUCGAGUUGUUGACGAAAAAGAACAUCCUCGAAAAGCAGGCAAUGGACAAGAAACAUGAUGAGCUGUACAACCAGUUGCAGAGCAUUCUUGAAAAUUCGGAGGACCCCGAUGAUUCGGGUCCACCCGAAGACGGAGAGCAGCAGCCAAAGUUUCUUCGCUUUGAUACUUAUAAAACUAUUCCUUUUUUUCAACCACAGAAGGAGAAACACGAGUUAAGGAGGAAAGUGACGCCUGCCAUAGUAAUCGGCAAGGAAAACCAAGAAACGCAAGCGACAGUUGAGGUGAAAGCUGCCCACGUACAGACUGUUGUUACAACUAUUGAGAAGUCAUCUCCAAUUACUAAAGAGGACUUGCUAUGUGAAGAACCAACAUCCUCGUAUUGGAGAGUCAUGGCAGAGAGGCUAGAAAAGGAAAUCGAUAUCGAGUUGGAGACUAGUUUCAACAAAUCGCUUGAAUUGGACAGGUCGUACGAGGACCUGGAAGAGUCAAACCGUCUUUAUAAGUUUUAA
Molecule: messenger RNA, 765 nt
Organism: Ostertagia ostertagi
Lineage: Eukaryota; Metazoa; Nematoda; Chromadorea; Rhabditida; Trichostrongylidae
Source: the annotation of a GenBank genome assembly